AGAUGUGGAGAGAUUGAGAUGAUAAAUAAAAAAAACCUAGAGAGGAAACCCUAAACAUCAAACCAAACGAGGAGACAGAAUCUAACCUUAACCCUAUUUAUUUACAUAGAAGAAGAAGAAAUCCCCUAAUUUAAUCUCGAUUGAGAAAAGAAAAGAAGAAAAAAGCCCUAAAUUUAAUAUUGUAUUAUAAAGAUGGGGAAAAAGAAGAAGAGAGCUUCAAAAGUAUGGUGUUAUUACUGUGAAAGAGAAUUUGACGAUGAAAAGAUAUUAGUACAACAUCAAAAGGCUAGACAUUUUAAAUGCCAUGUUUGUCAUAAAAAGCUUUCAACAGCUGGUGGAAUGUCUAUUCAUGUUCUUCAAGUUCAUAAGGAAUCUGUUACCAAGGUACCUAAUGCUAAGCCUGAUCGGGAAUCAACUGAAAUUGAGAUAUUUGGAAUGCAAGGAAUUCCUCCAGAAAUUCUGGCAGCUCAUUAUGGAGAACAAGAUGAAGAUGUCCCAUCAAAGUUAGCUAAAAUGGAAACUCCACAUUCCAAUUAUGGUGGUGGUAUGGUGCCAGGUCCAGCUGGUAUUGAGUUUCCUCCACAGUCGCAUUUUGGUGCAAUGCAGCCUAUUUACAACUCCGCAAUGGCAGUGCCGCCUCCAGGUUGGCCGCUUCCUCCUCGUCCACAACCUUGGUUUCCACAGCAGCAGCGACCACUAGUUUCAAUGCCUCAUAUGCCACCUAUGGGAUUAACACAAGUUCAGCAACCUUUAUUUCCUAUCCAGAACGUGAAACCCCCUAUGGGAUCAACCACAUCAUCCCCUGCAAUUCCACCACCACUUCAUAUUACUCCACCUGGACUUCCCUCACCAGCACCUUCUCAACCUGUCUCGCAACCCCUAUUCCCUGUUAGUGGUAACAAUAUUGCUGCGUCAAUUCAAAGCUCACCUUUUUCUACACCUGACAUUUCUGCUACAACUCCUUUAAGCUCUUCACUGGAACUUAGAAACUCAGUGGACAUCUAUUCCAGUGUGAAUGCAAAUAGCUACCGCGAUCCGAACAUCCAAGGUGGCCCUUUGAUAAAUUCGCAUUCAUAUGCUUCUGGUCCCAAUACGAGUGGUCCUUCAAUCGGCCCGCCUCCCGUAAUCUCUAAUAAAGCUCCUGCUACACAACCUGCCACAAAUGAGGUCUAUUUAGUUUGGGAUGAUGAGGCGAUGUCCAUGGAAGAAAGAAGAAUGUCUUUGGCGAAGUAUCAGGUGCAUGACGAAACUAGCCAGAUGAACUCCAUUGAUGCAGCCAUAGAUAGAAGGAUAUCAGAAAGCAGGCUUGCUGGGCGAAUGGCGUUUUGAGUGAAACAUCAAAUGGAAUGUUAGAACUCAGAAGCCAUGUUAUCAUCUCUAUCACUUGAUCUCUUUUGCUUUCAAGGGAAGGGAAGUUCAUAGAGACUCUUGAAACUUGCAUGGAACAGGAAGGUGUGAUCCUUGAUCUUUUUGCACUGUGUUUUUCUUGAAGAGAAAAAGAGGAAGAUUCUUCAGUAUACAGUAGACGUGAAUAGAGUAAGCCAGCAUUUUAUUGUAUUAAAUGUUUUUUUAUUAGGAUCUGUGUUCCUUUUAUCAGGAUAAUGUUUCAUAGAAAUACCUUUAGGUCUACUAAAUGGUCAAUCAAAAGUUUCACAAUUUUUUUUUUCUUUUUCGUCU
Molecule: messenger RNA, 1677 nt
Organism: Papaver somniferum (opium poppy)
Lineage: Eukaryota; Viridiplantae; Streptophyta; Magnoliopsida; Ranunculales; Papaveraceae
Product: protein SUPPRESSOR OF FRI 4-like
Exons: 7
Coding region: 193-1329 (378 amino acids)
Cellular component (GO): nucleus
Molecular function (GO): DNA binding
Source: RefSeq, a predicted model, not a curated record